This is a messenger RNA of Aedes aegypti (yellow fever mosquito), 629 nucleotides long. RefSeq names its product M-phase phosphoprotein 6 (gene Mpp6). NCBI's taxonomy places the organism in Eukaryota, Metazoa, Arthropoda, Insecta, Diptera, Culicidae. Gene Ontology annotation, biological process: maturation of 5.8S rRNA. The transcript has 2 exons. The record is from RefSeq and is a predicted model, not a curated record. Bases 114 to 596 code for a protein of 160 amino acids.
UCAAAUUUAUAUUUGUUUCUUGCCUUUCUCACACGUUUCCUGGCGUUUCAUCCAAGUGGCAGAAUCCACAAAAUUUUAUUUUAUUUUGAAAACGCUGCGCUAAUAAUUUCAAAAUGAGUAACAAAAUGAACAAAGUAAAACUAUCUAAAGGUAUCCUCGAGAUGAAAUUUAUGUCCCGAACAAGGGAAAAGCUGGAAAAGGAAAAGGAUGAUGCCGAAGGGAGGGCCCUGUAUUCCAAUGAAUUCACCGACAAAAUGCUGCACGAGUCGUCCAAGUACAUAAUCGAAACCAGCUACGUCCCGUGCGAAGACCUCAUCGAAGGGCGGAUCAGUUACGGCGGAAUGAAUCCGGAAAUCGAACGCCUCAUCGAGCUGGAGAAGAACAAAGAUUUGGCCGAACAAGUGGAACGGGAACGAGCGGAGGCCGCCGAGAGGCAGAAGAUGCGUAUGGAUGUACCGGACGCAGAGAUGGCCCAGUUCUACACUAGCGUCAUGAAAUCGAUGAAGAAAAAGUACGAGAAGGGAGGCAAGCGGCAAUCCAGCAUAUUGCCGCUGAACAUUAAGAGGAUGGAGAAGCCAAGGGACGACGAUGAUUGAAAAUAAAAUCAUCUAAAUAAACAUUAAGCACUA